AUGUGGCGCCGGGCACGUAGCAAUGUUAUCGCGCCACAAAGAGCUGAAGCAGACGCUGUGCAAGCUAUGCGAGAACUCUACGCGUGGAGCGUGGCUGUGACUCAGUGCAGGGAACGUGAUGGCAUAACCUUGGGCGAGGGCAACACCCGUGAUUUUAUCACAGGUAUCAAUGUUGCUGAUGCAGCUGUGAGUUUGUGCCAGUGGCUUGGUGAUGAAUGGGCUUGUCAUCGCUGUGAUGAUAUUCUGCACGAUUUGAUGGGUUUGACGGAGACGGAGGCUGCAGGUGGCAGGUGGCAGAAUUAG
Molecule: messenger RNA, 303 nt
Organism: Cadophora gregata
Lineage: Eukaryota; Fungi; Ascomycota; Leotiomycetes; Helotiales; Ploettnerulaceae
Exons: 1
Coding region: 1-303 (100 amino acids)
Source: RefSeq, a predicted model, not a curated record